Piliocolobus tephrosceles (Ugandan red Colobus) is the source of this 1310-nucleotide messenger RNA. It is a transcript of the gene RPP40, whose product is annotated as ribonuclease P/MRP subunit p40. The record is from RefSeq and is a predicted model, not a curated record. The transcript has 8 exons. NCBI's taxonomy places the organism in Eukaryota, Metazoa, Chordata, Mammalia, Primates, Cercopithecidae. Bases 51 to 944 code for a protein of 297 amino acids. Gene Ontology annotation, cellular component: ribonuclease MRP complex; multimeric ribonuclease P complex. Gene Ontology annotation, molecular function: ribonuclease MRP activity; ribonuclease P activity. Gene Ontology annotation, biological process: tRNA 5'-leader removal; endonucleolytic cleavage in ITS1 to separate SSU-rRNA from 5.8S rRNA and LSU-rRNA from tricistronic rRNA transcript (SSU-rRNA, 5.8S rRNA, LSU-rRNA).
GGGGCCUGCCCUGCCAGCAAAGGCCGGGAGGACCAGGAACCCAGGAGAGCAUGGCCACGCUGCGCCGGCUUCGGGAGGCGCCGCGGCACUUACUGGUUUGCGAGAAAUCCAACUUCGGCAACCACAAGUCCCGCCACCGGCAUCUUGUGCAGACGCACUACUAUAACUACAGGGUUUCAUUUCUCAUUCCUGAAUGUGGGAUACUAUCGGAAGAACUGAAAAAUCUGGUCAUGCAAACUGGACCCUAUUACUUUGUGAAGAAUUUAUCUCUUCAUGAAUUAAUUACACCCGAAUUCAUCAGUACCUUUAUAAAGAAAGGUUCUUGCUAUGCACUAACAUAUAAUACAAAUAUUGAUGAAGAUAAUACAGUUGCCCUGCUACCAAAUGGGAAAUUAAUUUUGUCACUGGAUAAAGACACUUAUGAAGAAACUGGACUUCAAGGUCAUCCAUCUCAGUUUUCUGGCAGAAAAAUUAUGAAAUUUAUUGUUUCUAUUGAUUUGAUGGAAUUAUCCUUAAACUUGGAUUCUAAGAAGUAUGAAAGAAUAUCUUGGUCCUUCAAAGAAAAGAAACCAUUGAAAUUUGAUUUUCUUUUGGCUUGGCAUAAUACAGGUUCAGAAGAAUCAACAAUGAUGUCAUAUUUUUCCAAGUACCAAAUUCAGGAGCAUCAGCCAAAAGUAGCACUGAGCACAGUGAGAGAUCUCCAGUGCCCGGUGCUGCAGAGCAGUGAGCUCGAGGGAACGCCAGAGGUGUCCUGCCAGGCUCUGGAGCUCUUCGACUGGCUUGGCGCCGUCUUCAGUAAUGUCAGCCUAAAUAAUGAGCCUAAUAAUUUCAUAUCAACCUAUUGCUGUCCUCAGCCAAGCAUGGUGGUGGCAAAAGCUUAUUUGUGUACAAUCACUGGCUUCAUACUUCCAGAGAAGAUCUGUCUCCUGUUGGAACAUCUCUGAUUUCUUAAUGGUAAAAGGUCUGUGUGUCCACUCAGGCUUGUGUGAUGGUGACGUUUCUCAGAUCAGCAUUUGCUAGCAUCUUGCACUGCACCUGGGACCCAUCUGUGAUGGCGGCAGGGCCUGCUGUCCAACGAAUAGCUCAUAGUUGAUUUCUCUCUGUCAGCGUAAGCACAAGGUUGUGGUUACUACGUGGUAGACUGGGCCAGGAUGUCCAGGGACCGGGGGUAUUGGUCCCCAUCUCACCCCACUGGGUGAGAUACAUUUUGCUCAUUACAACUUUUUCAGAUAAUAAAAAGAAAUCUCAUCCUUACCAGGGCCAGUCGCUGUUGUAAGUGCUCUUUAUAUGUUACCAUGUUAGAUUCUCAC